AUGGCGGCGGCGCUGAGGGGCCGCGCGGGCCCGGGCGGGGCCCCGGCGCUGUGGCGGCUCCAGGGCCGGCGGCGAAGCUCGUUCGACGUGGCCGUGGUCGGUGCGGGGAUCGUGGGCCUGGCCACGGCCCGGGAGCUGCAGCAGCGCCACCCCUCGCUGGCCUUGGCCGUGCUGGAGAAGGAGCAGGAGCCAGCCCAUCACCAGAGUGGCCACAACAGUGGUGUGAUCCACAGUGGGAUUUACUACACUCCUGGCUCCCUGAAGGCCAGGCUGUGCGUGCAGGGGGCAGCCCUGUGCUACAGAUACUGUGACCAGAAGGGCAUUCCCUACAAGCAGUGUGGGAAGCUGAUUGUGGCUGUGGAACAGGAUGAGAUCCCAAGGCUCAAAGCUCUGUACGAGAGGGGGCUGCAGAACAAUGUCCCAGGGCUGAAACUCAUUGGAGCCAAGGAAAUCCAGGAGAAGGAGCCCUUCUGCAGGGGACUGAUGGCCCUGGACUCUCCCUACACUGGCAUUGUGGAUUACAAACAAGUGGCCCAGUCCUAUGCCAGAGACUUCCAGGAAGCAGGGGGCACAAUCCUGACUGGUUUUGAGGUCACAGACAUGGAGAUGGCCAAAGAAAGUCCUGCACAAAGUGAAGAUGGGCUGAAAUACCCAGUCAUUGUUAGGAGCAAAAAGGGGCAGGAGGUGUCCUGUGGGCACAUCCUGACCUGUGCUGGGCUCCACUCCGACCGCCUGGCGCGGAUCAGCGGCUGCAGCCCCCAGCCCAGGAUUGUCCCUUUCCGGGGGGAUUAUCUGCUGCUAAAACCAGAAAAGUCUUAUUUGGUCAAAGGAAAUAUUUAUCCAGUCCCCAACCCUCGUUUCCCAUUCCUGGGCUUCCAUUUCACUCCCAGGAUGGAUGGCAGUGUCUGGCUUGGCCCUAAUGCAGUGCUGGCCUUUAAGAGAGAGGGCUACAAACUCCUGGACUUCAGCCCUGGGGACUUCUUGGAUGCUGUCACCUACAGUGGGCUGUGGAAGCUGGUGCUGAGGAACGUGUCCUACGGCCUGGGGGAGCUGUACAGAGCCUUCUCCCUCAGUGCCCAGGUCAGGCAGCUGCAGAGGUUCAUCCCUGAGGUCACCACCAAUGAUGUUCUCAGGGGUCCCUCAGGUGUGAGAGCCCAGGCCCUGGACAGCGAGGGCAAUCUGGUGGAUGACUUUGUGUUUGAUGGGGGCUCGGGGCCCGUGGGCAGCAGGAUCCUGCACGUCAGGAACGCUCCCUCCCCCGCGGCCACCUCCUCCCUGGCCAUCGCCGCCGCCAUCGCCGACGAGGCGCAGCGCCGCUUCCGGCUCUGAGGGAGCAGGAAUGCCAGCAGGAAUCCCGGCAGGAACCCCGGCAGGAACCCUGCCUGCUGCCCCUCUGCAGCCUGCCACUGCCCCCGAGGGACACACAGCCACCAGGCACUGUUCUGGGCCCGCUCUGUGCUGAGAAGGGUUUGGCCAUGGAGCAGCCGUGGCGGGCUGUGCAGCACAGGCACGGCAGGCUGGCAUCCCUCCCUGUGCUGGGAUCGUUCCCCGUGCUGGGAUCCCUCCCUGUGCUGGCAUCCCUCCCUGUGCUGGGAUCCCUCCCCGUGCUGGGAUCCCUCCCCGUGCUGGAAUCCCUCCCCGUGCUGGGAUCCCUCCCCGUGCUGGGAUCCCUCUCUGUGCUGGGAUCCCUCCCCGUGCUGGGAUCCCUCUCUGUGCUGGGAUCCCUCCCUGUUCCCUGUGCUGGGAUCCCUCCGUGUGCUGAGAUCCCUCUCUGUGCUGGGAUCCCUCCCUGUGCUGGGAUCCCUCUCUGUGCUGGGAUCCCUCCCCGUGCUGGGAUCCCUCUCUGUGCUGGGAUCCCUCCCCGUGCUGGGAUCCCUCUCUGUGCUGGGAUCCCUCUCUGUGCUGGGAUCCCUCCGUGUGCUGGGAUCCCUCUCUGUGCUGGGAUCCCUCUCUGUGCUGGGAUCCCUCCCCGUGCUGGGAUCCCUCCCCGUGCUGGGAUCCCUCCCUCUGCUGGGACCCCUCCCUGUGCUGGGAUUUUCCUCCUGGAUUUGCCAUGGUUGUGCUCACAGUGCUGCCUCCUCUGAGAAACCUCAGGCCUCCUCACAAGCCACAGGCGUGGUGGCUCUGAUGCCACUGAGAUUGGGUGUGCAGCCCUCAGGAUGGCACGGAGGUAAUGGAACAGGAGGAUAAACCCUGCUGAUGUGGAAUUAAAGGCUUUGGCAGAGAUUGAGAACAA
This is a messenger RNA of Melospiza melodia melodia, 2236 nucleotides long. It is a transcript of the gene L2HGDH, whose product is annotated as L-2-hydroxyglutarate dehydrogenase. The record is from RefSeq and is a predicted model, not a curated record. The transcript is spliced from 10 exons. Lineage: Eukaryota; Metazoa; Chordata; Aves; Passeriformes; Passerellidae. Gene Ontology annotation, molecular function: (S)-2-hydroxyglutarate dehydrogenase activity. The coding region runs from base 1 to 1329 and encodes 442 amino acids.